GAUCAUCAGACACAUUUCAACUCUCGAAGAAAGCAGAAGCAGUAGUCGAAAAAGAAACCUGAAACAAAAAUAUUCGGUUCAACACACAUUCGAAAUGAACUUUAACAAACUGUUUGUUCUCCUCGCUGUCAUCUUUGCCAUUUUCGCUGGACAAACCGAGGGGGGUUGGCUGAAAAAGAUUGGCAAGAAAAUUGAGCGCGUCGGCCAACAUACACGAGAUGCCACAAUCCAGACCAUCGGAGUGGCCCAACAGGCGGCCAAUGUUGCUGCAACGUUGAAGGGAUAAAUUAUUUAUUGUUAGUUCUAAAUUUGACUGUAAUUAUUUAAUAAUAAGAUGAAAACUAUUUAUGUAAAUAUGUAAUUGACAAUAAUAAAAUUACUUAUAAUGUUCUUUAAAUUAAACAGUACAAACAGUUA
Messenger RNA from Ceratitis capitata (Mediterranean fruit fly), 417 nucleotides. Its product is annotated as cecropin-2. Lineage: Eukaryota; Metazoa; Arthropoda; Insecta; Diptera; Tephritidae. The record is from RefSeq and is a predicted model, not a curated record. Gene Ontology annotation, biological process: defense response to Gram-positive bacterium; antibacterial humoral response; defense response to Gram-negative bacterium. Bases 95 to 286 code for a protein of 63 amino acids. The transcript is spliced from 2 exons. Gene Ontology annotation, cellular component: extracellular region.